This is a messenger RNA of Rhododendron vialii, 1262 nucleotides long. Its product is annotated as ras-related protein Rab2BV. Bases 395 to 1045 code for a protein of 216 amino acids. NCBI's taxonomy places the organism in Eukaryota, Viridiplantae, Streptophyta, Magnoliopsida, Ericales, Ericaceae. Gene Ontology annotation, cellular component: endosome. The transcript has 3 exons. The record is from RefSeq and is a predicted model, not a curated record. Gene Ontology annotation, molecular function: GTP binding; GTPase activity.
CUUUCCCUUUACGACGCUGGAUUCUUUUCAGACACCACUCCUCCAAAUGAUAAAAAAAUCCAAAGGAUCACAUAUUUUGCGGUUUUGCCUAAACACAUCCAUAUUUAAAACUGGAUACCUGCGUAUGGACACAAAAUAACGAGAGCCGUUUCAGAAAGAAAAAAAAAAAACCGACCUUUUUCUUCCUUGUUUCCUCCAUUUCUUCUCUGUCCCAUCUGUCUUUUGACAAAUCAUCAAACACCUUCGAGAUAAAAUCACCCAGGUCCCUCCUUUUUUCCUACAUUUCCCACCGAUUCACCUCAAGAUUUACAGCAAUCCCAACAACCCUUUUUCCUUCCUCCUCUGUACUUUAAGGGACGAAGGAGUAGAGAGAGAGAGAGAGGGAGUUAAAACGAUGGCGCAUAAGGUAGAUCACGACUACGACUAUCUGUUCAAGAUCGUGCUGAUCGGGGACAGUGGGGUUGGGAAAUCCAACAUUCUCUCGAGGUUUACCCGGAAUGAGUUCUGCUUGGAGUCCAAAUCCACUAUCGGAGUUGAGUUCGCUACCAGAACUCUUCAGGUAGAGGGAAAGACAGUGAAGGCACAGAUAUGGGAUACUGCAGGCCAGGAGAGAUACCGAGCUAUCACUAGUGCUUACUACAGGGGAGCAGUAGGUGCUUUUCUUGUCUAUGACAUAACCAAGAAGCAAACCUUUGACAAUGUCCAGAGGUGGCUCCGUGAACUAAGAGACCAUGCGGAUUCUAACAUUGUCAUCAUGAUGGCUGGAAACAAGUCUGACCUAAACCAUCUCAGAGCUGUUUCGGAGCAAGAUGGCCGGGCCUUGGCUGAGAAGGAAGGACUUUCGUUUCUUGAGACAUCAGCAUUGGAAGCAGUCAACAUUGAGAAGGCAUUUCAAACCAUUUUGACGGAGAUAUACCACGUCAUAAGCAAGAAAGCAUUGGCAGCGCAGGAAGCAGCUGGCACCACGGCACUUCCUGGUCAAGGGACCACUAUCAAUGUGGCUGAUGCGUCAGGGGGUAAAAAGGGAGUUUGUUGUUCUACUUAGUUUACAUUCGAAGGAGGAAGCAAAGAUUCAGAAGCAACCACAAAUUUUUUUUUUUAAUUUUUCUCGUUCUCCCCUUGUAGAAUACUCUGUUUUCCAAUGUUUGAUGGAAUGGAAGAUUGUGAAAGUUGAACUAAACUUAUGGCCACUCGCUUAGGAGGGUAUGCUAUUUCGUGUUAUACAUUCUUAUUGGCAAUGAGUUGAAAUGACUGAUUUUAGA